AGUCGUAGAGAGGUGUUGUGUUCAUUUCGAGCAUAAAACGAUAAUUCUAAAACAAUGUCGAAUGAACAUACAUUAGAUUUACAUUACGUGCACGAAUGCUUCCAAAAGAGUUUAAAAGAGGACGAUGAUGUUAUUAUAGAAGCAUACAUAGAUGGGUACAAUGAAUUGGUGAAGUUCCUAAACCUCAUCGGAACAGUGUUUUCGUUUGUAAGUAGUGAUGUGAAGAGUAAAAUUAAGGUAAUGGAGAAACAUAGAACAGGCGACGACUCAAUUUACUAUGAGUCUUUUAAAAAAAUGAUGAAGUACGAAAAAGAAACGAGCCUACACGAAAAGAAUGGUUUUGUUUCUGGAUCUCGUACAAUGCUGCGUUUGCAUCGAGGUUUGGAUUUCAUCCGGCUAUUCUUAAAACGCAUCAGUGAAGCAGAGGAAACAGAAAAUACAUGCACAACUUGUCAAGGCUCAUACAAUGAGACUUUAGCGGAGUUCCAUCCCUGGUAUAUUAGAAAAGCUGCGACGUUAGCUAUGCAUGCUCUGCCAACACGGCCUGAUCUAUUGAAGAAGAUAUUCGGUUCCGAAGACGAACUUAAAGAAGCAUUAACAGUGUUGCCGCAAACAUUACAGUCCUGCGACGAAGUAUAUCAGCGUGUGGAUAAACUUUACACGGAAUUUGGGUUCCACGAGCUGCCAUAGACAAUAAUUCGUUUUUACGGUUACCAGUGUGUAAAUUUGCUCCAUAGUGCAUAAAACGUGAGUGGGCAACAUUUAUUUUAAUAGGGCCUUUUCAUGCGCGUCCGUGAAAUGCUGGCAAAUGACAGGUACAGAUACAAUAAAAUAAAGACAAUAAUAUGCAAUAAGAUAUGAUGAUACAUAGUCUUUAACGAAUGUUGUUCGGGUGGUAUUGUGAUCGUAAUUCUACCAGUUUUUGAGAUUUUAAAACACUCUUGGUUAUUGGCUCAGGUAACAUAAUUUAACAAAAUUUUAUGCUUUCGUAUUUCGUAGUUCUUGUUUGAAACGUUUGAAAAGGCUCUUAAUGGCAGCUAAUAUAAAAAGUUUUGCUCAAUAUACAUACUAAGUAUUUUGAUGUUAAUUACUUACAAAUGUGCAAUUAUUCAACUGCUCUGUUUAACAAUUAUCGUGAAAUGUAUAAGGUAACCGGUAGAAUAACUAAGUGUGCUAUUUUGUCGCAUUCUUUCUUACCAUACAUUAUUAUGACAGAGAAACCAAUAUUUUGGUUACAGAUUAAAAAUGUUUUGAUAUAUAUUGCCAUAUAAAAAAAUUGCUUGCAUACCGCAUUCGCUUCAGACUUGCUAUGUGUGUUGCCCGGUACGAUAAUUUUUAUAGUAAAUAUUCGAGUAUUUUUAGUUCUAAUGUCAUUAAGUUAGUAUCCCGCGGUGCAUUAGCUUAAGUAUUAAAUAGGUAUUCGUGUGCAUUUUAUCUUUAAUAAGUUAGUUUAGCUUAAGGAUAAUUAUUUAAUUAGUAAGUAUAAGUUUAAUUGAGAAUGCGAAACUAGUCACCAACUACGAGAAACAAAUAAACACAGCAUAAAUCGUCUUGUUAUAUAUCAAUAAAAAAGCCUUUAUUGAUAUAUAACAAGAUAAACAUAUUUUUCCAAUAUGUUCAAUGGUAAAGAACAAUAUGAGCUUGGCGUUAUUAAUUACAAAAUAGAAGACAUAAAAUGAAUGUUAUAAUAUACAUAUAAAAAACCUUAUGUAUACGUCUGUGAUCUCAUAUAAUAGUUUACAUUUAAAUCAAUGUAAAUAGUAAAUAUAAUCUGUCUUUCUUAGCCAAUCUUAAAACUUUUUACCAUUUUGCUUUAAAAUGUGUUUGAAAUUAGCGAUCACAAUUAUUAAUAUGCUUUCAGUGUUUUGAUAGAAGUUUUACUUGCUUAUGCUUUCACUUUAAAAUACUUAAAUAAUGUUUAGUGUAUACCUAUUGCUUAAUAAAACGAAAAUGUUAGCAAGCCAAAUAUUUUAAACAUUUAUUAAUAAUUACAAUGUACCUAACAUACGCAUUUAUUCCAUUCCAAUCAUAAAAAUGUGGAAUAUUUUUUAUAAUGUGGUCGAAUAUUCUAUACUCUAUGGAAACUGGAAAUGGCGGGAAACUUUUGCAGUUACAAAAUAAUGUUUAAUUUAUUUGGCUUUUCUUUGAGCUCAAAAUGCAACAAUUGCUCAUAUUAAAGCUCAGUGUAGCUUCAUUGUUUGGAUAAAUUACAAAUUACGUAGGAUUGUAAGAUUUUAAUGUGUGUAUAUUCAAAUAAUAACAAAAGCGCCUAAUUUUUUAUUUCUUUCAUGCUUCUUAUAUUUUUCUAUUGUAUACUUAGGUAUAAGUUACUAUUAAUAGAGAUAAAAAAACGACGAAAUUUUGAAUGAAAUAAUGAUUUGUUUCAUUAAAAUUUCGUCGUUUUUUUACUCUUUGAUAAGAGUUUCGUAAAAAAGGACUUUUACUGGUCUGCGUUACGUGAUUUAAACUUAUUUUGUACAAGUAUGGAGGCUUAAAAGUAUAGCUAUUUAAAAUGAAAGGUAUAAAAACAAACGUGCUAGAUCAUGAAGAAUAUGUUACAAU
Molecule: messenger RNA, 2562 nt
Organism: Colias croceus (clouded yellow)
Lineage: Eukaryota; Metazoa; Arthropoda; Insecta; Lepidoptera; Pieridae
Product: ceramide-1-phosphate transfer protein
Exons: 4
Coding region: 55-690 (211 amino acids)
Biological process (GO): intermembrane lipid transfer; ceramide transport
Cellular component (GO): membrane; cytosol; cytoplasm
Molecular function (GO): ceramide 1-phosphate binding; ceramide 1-phosphate transfer activity
Source: RefSeq, a predicted model, not a curated record